UUAUUGGAACUUGCCUACGAGCCCAUAGAAAAUAUGAUUGGUGAUCCAUCAACCGACGGCAAAAGUUGGUUACUGAUUGCCAAAACCUGUUUCAUGAAGGCCCUUCCUCUGAGAUUUGAAGAGGAGAACGAACUCGGCAGUGGGACAUUUGGAGUCGUGUACAGAGGGACGUUCGAAGGAAAUGCAGUUGCUGUUAAAGUAUUUAAGGAUCAUUUAGAUGUUGAAAGAAAAAAAGACCAGAAACGGGAAAUGGAGGAACAUCUCCGGUUGGACCACGAAAAUGUCCUAAAACUUUUGCACGUCGAUGAAUUACGGGAUAAAACAUGCCUUGUGCUCGAAUUAUGUGCCGGGACACUCACCCAAUGUAUUGCUAAAGAAUACAACGGACCUAUGCCGCCAGAUGGCAUAGUUUUAUAUCAAAUCGCCAAUGGAUUGCACUUCAUCCACUCUCAAAAUUUAGUUCAUCGCGACGUCAAACCGGAUAAUAUCCUCAUCUCAAUCACGACACCCAUCCAAAUGAAAUUGUCCGAUUUCGGAUACGUCAAGAAAAUAAGUCCUCAGGGGACAUUUACGCAGCAGAGUGGAUUGAAAGGAACUCUGAAUUGGAUGGCGCCCGAAAUUUUGGAGCUUAUGGACGAUUCUAUCACUGAACUUCCGCACGGAACAAUCCAAAGCGACACAUUCGCUGCCGGCUGCGUCUUUUUCUACUUCCUGACCGGCGGUAAACAUCCGUUUGGCAACAGCGUCACAGUCCCGGGGAAUGUUUUGAAAAAUAAACCUGUAAACUGGAUGGAAGUCGUCCGCCAAAUUAAUUUUCCGGUUAUGCAAGGCCUAUACGAACUGAUCGGAAAAAUGAUAAAACCGAAAGAGGAAAGAAUCUCAUUGCCCGAGGUUAUCAAACACUUGACAGCAAAAUUAUGCGCAUCACGACAAUUUAAGAAAUUUAGGAGGUCAGUGUCGGAAUUAAGAAACAUUUUAUUAGUUAACCGUUUCCACCCGACCGAACCGGUUCUCGCCUGCCUUGUUAUUGAUAAAGUGAUUUUAUUAUCUGCGGAUAAUUCGUCCAUUCCUUUUUCAAAUUGGAAGGAAAAGGAAACUCAACUUGAACUUGGGAAUUUUGAAAAAACUACAACAAUGGAAUGGAAUGUGGACGGAACCCAAUUGGCUGCCGCCUCUCAUACCGUCAUCGUGUGCUGGAGUUAUCCAAGUGGCGAAAUUCUCUUUCAACAGACAAUUUUAAACGAACUGAUAACUCGAAUCGAGUGGAAUCCCUUCAGGCCAAACGUGUUCGCUGUUUUAGCGGAAUACGGAUUUCACAAACUUUUCUUCUUCAAUUCCUGCCCUGUCGAACAACGGCCAUUUCAUUUCUACACAAUCGAAAGUGAUGCCACGAGUGUCCAGUGGAUCUCUGCGAAUCGAGUCGCUCUCGGCUUAAGAAAAUUUAAGAAAAAUUUUGAAAUUUGGGAAAUUGACGAAUCGACGACUUCCGCAAAAAUCGUCAAACGACUCGAACAUGAAGGCGUGAGGGUGUUUUUUUGCGGCCUGAUAAGAGAUAUGGUAUGGGACGAACGGACGAAAUGUUUGGCCGCUUGUUCGGCCGCUUGUUUAACCGACGGAUGGAUGACGAUUUGGUCGAUGGACAGCGACCAACCCAUUCACGUCACAAAGGUCGAUGGCUAUUGUUGUAGAUUGGCUUGGCGUCCAAACGGGAAACAAACGGACGGUGAAGAUGUGGACGCGGCCAGGAAAUCGGCCGACAAUUUCAUUUUGGCUAUUGGUGGAUUGUGGGAUGGGCGGAUUGUCAUUUGGACUCCGCUGGAUUCAAAGGAAAAGACGAGAAGUCUCAAUCGACACUCAGGUUGGGUAGAGUCGCUGUCGUUUUCACCCGACGGGCGGUUUCUCGCAUCGGCGGACGAUGAUGGGAAAUUGAUCAUCUGGGCAACUGAUCAGGAUUGGGAACCCGUUUACAUCGACGAAGGAGAAGAAAGGAGCGGACGUUUCUCGUGGUUGUCUUCGUCUACGGAUGUCCCGGACUACAAACUGACAUUCAACUCAUACGGUGGCAACAAGGUUCUUGUCGUAGAAUACGCCGUCGACCAGUGUGAAAAGCCGUGCGAAGAUUAAAGAAUUGUCCCCAUUGAAAAUUGACGAAGAUAUAAGAUUAAAAAAGAAACCGGCAAGAUUUAAACAGUUCCAGUCAACGACUUAGUUCACGAAUAAUCGUAUUCCGUACUGUCACAAUUACGUAAUGUCACUGUUUAUCUCCACAUUCUGUAGUCAUAAAGGAAGAAUAUAGAUAGAUUUGUCCUACCUUCGUGUCCGGGCAAUACGGCCAGGCAUCCACAGGUGCUCCAUGCACAGAAUCCAGCAGGCGGGAAUGGAAAAAAGGGCGUCUUCGUGAAUACACCCACACUCACAUGGGCGUACACGAAGACGAAGGAGAUUAAAAGAGAGGGGAAGAAUUCGAUCGGCAUCGGUAGUUGCACCCAGAAAAGAGAUACUAUCUAUCUAAAUAAAAAAUAAAGAAUGUGUUACGAAAUAUUUACAGAACUAACAAGGAACAAGGAAGGAAAAGUUGAAAAUGAGAUAGUGGGUAAACCUUAAUUGUUUAUCAAACAGGAGAACUGAAGAUCAUGAAUGAUGUCAUGUAGCAUU
Molecule: messenger RNA, 2655 nt
Organism: Daphnia pulicaria
Lineage: Eukaryota; Metazoa; Arthropoda; Branchiopoda; Diplostraca; Daphniidae
Product: calcium/calmodulin-dependent protein kinase type II delta chain-like
Exons: 13
Coding region: 34-2124 (696 amino acids)
Biological process (GO): protein phosphorylation; intrinsic apoptotic signaling pathway in response to endoplasmic reticulum stress; IRE1-mediated unfolded protein response
Cellular component (GO): IRE1-TRAF2-ASK1 complex
Molecular function (GO): RNA endonuclease activity; protein serine/threonine kinase activity; ATP binding
Source: RefSeq, a predicted model, not a curated record